Messenger RNA from Ceratina calcarata, 736 nucleotides. RefSeq names its product zinc finger HIT domain-containing protein 3. The transcript is spliced from 2 exons. The record is from RefSeq and is a predicted model, not a curated record. Gene Ontology annotation, molecular function: protein binding. Bases 283 to 672 code for a protein of 129 amino acids. NCBI's taxonomy places the organism in Eukaryota, Metazoa, Arthropoda, Insecta, Hymenoptera, Apidae.
CAGCAUCGAUAGAUGACACAGUAGAUCCAGCGACGUGUAGUUCGUAGUCAGACGUACCAGUCAGACUUGGUCGCGUGCUUUAACUCUCCGACUACUUACCAUUCCGCAUUAUUUCGAGACUUCGAAUCGAACUUCGAGGUUAUCGCUUCGAGACUUCGACUCGAAUCGAGAGACGAAGUCGGCUUUUAAUUUUCAUUCAGCUCGGCCGACGGAGGGUUAAAGAGUGUAAGUAGUAGUUUGGUUAUUGCUUAACUUAAAAAGUUAUCAGUGCAACAUUUAACAAUGGGAAAAGUCUGCUGUGUAUGUGGAAAAGAAGAGAGUUCUUAUAAAUGUCCUGUAUGCAAAGAACCGUACUGUUCGAUAGAUUGUUGUAAAAGUCAUAAAACGAAGAAUUGUGAGUUGUCAAAACCUCAGGAGAAGAAUGCCAUAGAAGACGUAAAAGGUGCUGUGAAAUAUGACUUUCCAACAGAGGACACAGUUCCAAUUGAGAAACUAAGACAGUUACGUGAUAGUGAAGAUUUGAAAGAUUGUUUAAAAAAUCCACAUGUGCGAAAUAUUAUGCGUGGAAUUUUAGCUGACAAAAAUCCAACGAAAGCGAUUGCUUCAGCUAUGACCGAGCCAAUAUUUGUUGAAAUGGCAGAUGCGUGUUUAAAAGUUGUCGAAUCUCAAUAAAUGAUCAUUUUUAUUUUUAUUUAAACAUGUAAGACAAUUAUAAUAAAGUAUUUCUACAUUUUCA